GCGGUGCCUUUCGGUCGGAGUCGUAGUGGAUGAUAUCAACAGAGCUUCUACCUCCGCGAUACUAUGGACUAGAGCGGAGGGCUUAGAGGACACGCGCAUCACGGCGUGACAGAGCAGCGCGACGGAGUUAUUUUUUUAUUUUGUUCAGUAUUUUUCUUUUUCUUUUUUUGGAGGGUACGACGCGAUUUUUUACGUUUUUUUUUUUUUUAAAGACACAAAGAAGAGAUUUGUAUUGCGGAGCAGCGGGACCGAGGUUCCACCUGGCCGGCCUCACGUUAAGUUUUGACGGAUUUUACGGCACAGGUGUGUUGAAGGAUUACAGACAUUAGGCGGAUGGUUGUCGGAGAGGAGUCGCUGCCUCUGCGCAAGUCUCAGAUGAAGAUGAAGUCUGCAGGCGUCGUGGAUGGAGGCUUGUUCACAGAGAGCUAUUGUAACAUCUGUAAUGCCCAGCUCAUCUCCGAGUCCCAGCGCACUGCUCACUAUGAGAGUAAGAAGCAUGCCAACAAGGUGCGUCUGUUCUACAUGCUUCACCCUGAAGAUGGAGGACCACCUUCCAAGAGACUGCGGCCAGAUAACCCAGACUGUGCAGAGACAGAGGUGGACAGGAACAAGUGCUGUACCUUGUGUAAUAUGUUCUUCACCUCCGCCAUUGUGGCCCAGUCGCACUACAAGGGCAAAACCCACGCCAAAAGAGUCCGCCUGGUGCUGGGGGAGCCGCCCAGCCUUCCCACAGCCAUGACCAGCCCUACAAACACAGAUUCCUCCCCUUCCACCCCGCUGCCCACAGACCCCGCUGGGUGCCCUACUCCUACCCCUGACCUGGCUUGGCCCUUGGCAGGGGUCGGCGGAAACGGCGGAAGAGAGGCCGGGAAGUACUGCUGUCUGUGCGGAGCCUGGUUCAACAACCCGCUGAUGGCCCAGCAGCACUACGAGGGCAAGAAACACCGCAGGAACGCAGCCAGAGCACGCCUCCUGGAGCAGCUAGCGGGCAGUCUAGAUGCCACGGAGAGCACAGGGCUGCGUAGUAGUUACUCUUGCAGUGUCUGCAGUGUGGUCCUCAACUCCAUCGAGCAGUACCAUGCACACCUCCAGGGCUCCAAGCACCAGAACAACCUGAAGCCACACCAGCAGUAAGCCACAGAGACAGGCCACACUGGAAAGAAGAUAAGAUGAUUGUUGGAAUAAACAACUUCAGAAAAAAAGGACUUGAGUCAGAAAACCGAAGAGUAUGACAAAGUAUUGCAGAGUAACUUCAGUGUGUGUGUGUGUGGUGUGUGUGUGUGUGUGUGUGUGUGUGUGUGUGUGUGUGUAUGGUGUAUGUGUGUGUGCGUGUGUGUGCGUGUGUGUGUGGUGUGUGUGUGUCACAUGGGCACCUAUGCACGCAUCUGUAGUAUGCAUGUGUGGGUCAUUGUGCGCGUGAUUAUUUCUAUCUUUGAUCUAAAAAUAUAUUUCUGAGAUUUAUUCAGCACCUAAGUGAUAUGAGUUCUCAAGAGCUGUCUGAAGCGGCUGCAUAUUGCCAUAUAACUCCAGUGUGAACCACAAUCUGAAAAAUGAACUGAUGUCAACGUGUUGCCCAGAGUGGUAAUAAUCCUUAUAAUGAUAGUCAAGGAGCAGCAGUAAUAAUAACUUUGUUACUAGCCGUUCUCCAAGUGCUCUGACAGUGAUCCAAAUCUUGUGUUUUGACAUGCUUUUCAUAUACAGUGAUAGUGGCACAUGAAAGGAUCACUUUCAUACCACUUGAGACAUACUCAGGCCCAGACCUUUAAAUAAGAAAACUCCCAACGACCUCAGACAUUACAGUUUGCAUGAACUUCCAACUUUAAAAGUGUUCGGUUUGAAUCUUGUGUUAAAAAAUGCAGUGGAUUGGCAUCACUUCAUUUUGAAACCCAUCCUUUCAUGUAUUCCAUAUAAUCAAACAUUUGAGAUGUGGCAUGGUUAGAGUACAGAAGGCAGCGGAGAAAAGAAAAGCAGCACAAAGACUUUUAAACUCUUGCUCUGAGGUGAGGGUCUGUGCAACUUUAUGAGUCAUCUAUCGUUGAAAACAUUCCCACGGCACUGAAUACUGAUGUCAGAUGCAUUUAAGAGGUGAGGAAAUUAUCUUCUCUGUUGAGUUGGGCGACAUGUAGAUAAUACUUUUUUUAUUCUAUAGACAGGAGAAAAGAAGAACAAAAGCACUCCCACACCAUGUAGCAGCCAAUGUGCAAUACAACUGGGAUGUAUUUCAAUGCAUGCAAAAUGUAAAACGUUGCAUUCACUUGCCUUUUUGAAACCUGUUGCUUGCGCGUUUUGGUAAUAGCGCUGCUUUCUAGUGAUAGCUUCGUCUGCAUUACUGCACAUGCUUGCACCUGAGCAAAAAGGUCACCUUUUCAACAUCGAACUCAUUCUCAAAUAAAUGAAAAAUCUUUUGAUACCUAGAAAUUAGACCAGCCUUUACUGUUCUGACACCCCUCAUUUGUGUGUAUUUUGAGAGUGUGUAAAGUGAGUUUCAACAAUGGUUUGUAGCAUCAUAAGAUGAGCAAACCGAUGACACGCUCCACUUUUCUGUGCUGGCACUGCGCAGCAUUACUCGAUAAGCUGAGGAGAGGACUAAAAAAAAAAACAUGAUUCAAUGCUAAGCUAUCAGCUGUUUGUUUCUUCUCUGUAAACACAUUAAAAUGUUUUUUUUAAUU
Cyclopterus lumpus (lumpfish) is the source of this 2669-nucleotide messenger RNA. RefSeq names its product zinc finger protein. Gene Ontology annotation, molecular function: zinc ion binding; nucleic acid binding. The coding region runs from base 334 to 1134 and encodes 266 amino acids. NCBI's taxonomy places the organism in Eukaryota, Metazoa, Chordata, Actinopteri, Perciformes, Cyclopteridae. The transcript has 7 exons. The record is from RefSeq and is a predicted model, not a curated record.